ACGGACAUACAAUCAGCAGAAAACUGUAAAGGAUUCUCAGAGACUACACGCCAAAUAUCUGAUUCAAAAGACGGUGACGGUAACUUUGAUAUUAGAAAUAUUAAUUCUAAGAUGGUUUUAAAAACUAUUAGAAUUAAAUUGCAUAACAGAGAUAUCAGAAUAUUGAGUUACAUUCAAAAUAUGUUACAUAUAGAGGAAAUGUUAUUCUUAAUUAAUAAUAUUAAUGGUUUAAUUAGACUAAAAGUAAUAGGAUUAAAAAAAUCUUGCGAUUAUUUAUCCCUAGAUUAUAAAGAAGCAAAUUACAACAUUGAAGCUAACGAUCCUUAUUUAGCAGGUUUAGUUGACACAGAUGGUACUAUUGUAUAUAACUAUGCUGGAAAUAGAAUAGAAUGUAACUUGGAAUUUGAAAAUAACGAGUUUACUACUAAACUAAAUUUAGAUAAUGUCAUACCGAAUUAUAAACCCGCUGUUUCACUUAGAAAAUCUCAUAACUCUAUAACAUAUAAAUACCAAAACGUAAAAGGUAUGGUAUUCUUAUACGAAUAUUUCAUGAAAAAUAGAUUAUAUUCCGAUUUUAAAUUCUAUAGAAUAUCAAAAAUUAAAAAGUUUAUUGAAAUAAGAGAAUUCAAAAAUGAACCUAAAGAAAGCUUAGAAUUUAAAAUAUAUUCUGAAUUUAUAUUGGAUUGA
Molecule: messenger RNA, 687 nt
Organism: Didymella exigua CBS 183.55
Lineage: Eukaryota; Fungi; Ascomycota; Dothideomycetes; Pleosporales; Didymellaceae
Exons: 3
Molecular function (GO): endonuclease activity
Source: RefSeq, a predicted model, not a curated record